CAUCAAUGUUUGUCGUCUCAAUCGUUCUGUAUUCGCACAAGAAAUCGUAGUGCUCAAAAAACUAAUUAUUAUACUUGUGUUUGUUUGCAAAUUGUUUAGAAAGUUUUAAAGAAAUUUUUUGCAUAUUUUUCUCUGUCUAUUGUCAGUUUGUCUCAGUUCCUCUUUCUCUUUGGUGGGUGCACAAGUGCGAAAAUAUCAGACAGCGCAACAGAGUUCCAACAUCGAUGUAUCGAUACUAAAGACUCCCGGGGGCGAGGUUUUGAGACAAUAGUUUCGGAGUGAGGUUACAUGGACUCAAUGAAAUGUGGCUCCUUAAACGACGGACUUACGAUUAGCUCAGGGAGGCAACAUCCGUGAGCAACGACAUCACAAUGCGCAUGUUGCUGCCACUGAGAUUGGUUUUCGUUGCAGCAGGUUUGCUGCUGGCAACUACCAAAGCAAAUGUUCAUUUGCAUCUACGUUCUGACACUGCCAAACAUUUUGCCAUUGGUGAACGUGAACAAGCAAUUGCUGGAAUCGAGGCUAGCCUUUUAUCUCUUCUUGGUUUUGCUAAGAGACCAAAACCACAAGGUCCAGCUUAUGUUCCAGAGUCAUUAAAAAAACUUUUUAUCAAACAAAAUACAAUUGGUAUGGCUGAUAUUGCUAAACCAGGAAUUCAUGCCAGAUCUGCUAACACAGUACGCUCCUUUUCUCAUGUUGAGAGUGAGCUGGAUCACAAAUUUCAAUCUCCAAAUCGGUUUCGUCUUUCUUUUGACUUAAGUAGUAUACCUUCAGGAGAAAAAUUACAAGCUGCAGAAUUAAGUCUUUCUCGCGUACCUAUUUUAAGCCAAAAUGAUUUGAACCCAAAAUUGGGUAGAAUACUUGUAUACGACAUUUUACGUCCUGGUGCAAAAGGACAUAGUGCUCCAUUAUUACGUUUAAUUGACAGUAAAUCAAUAAAUACUAGGAAAAAUGGUACAAUUAGCCUAGAUGUUCAUCCUGCGGUAGAAAGAUGGAUAAAGGAUCCAAAAAAUAAUCAUGGACUUCUAGUGCAUGUACGUGGAACUAAGCAGGAGCAUGUGCGAUUGAAAAGAGGCACAAAUGAAAGAAACGAUACAUGGGUUGUUAGCCGUCCAAUGUUAUUUACUUAUACAGAUGAUGGCAGGUAUAAAAUGUCCUCUGCAAGCCAAAUAAUGGAUCGUCGGGCUAGAAGAGCAGCACUUCGGAAAACUCGCCGAAAAGAUGGACGCGAGAACUGCAGACGACAUCCGCUUUAUGUAGAUUUCGCAGAUGUUGGUUGGAAUGAUUGGAUUGUUGCUCCUCCUGGUUAUGAUGCCUUUUAUUGUCAUGGUGAUUGCCCUUUCCCAUUAGCGGAUCAUUUAAAUUCUACCAAUCAUGCAAUUGUUCAAAAUUUGGUUUACUCAACAAAGCCAAGCAUGGUGCCAAAAGCUUGCUGUGUACCUACUGCGCUCAGUUCAAUAUCAAUGCUUUAUCUUGAUGAAGAGAAUAAAGUAGUUUUGAAAAAUUAUCAGGACAUGGCCGUCCUUGGAUGCGGAUGUCGUUGACUGUUUAUUGACUGAUGUAGUAAACUGUUUUAACAAUGAAAAAUACAUGUGCAAUAAAAAUGAGAAUAGGCACUAAACAUGCGGGAAU
This is a messenger RNA of Habropoda laboriosa, 1632 nucleotides long. RefSeq names its product protein decapentaplegic-like. Bases 372 to 1544 code for a protein of 390 amino acids. Gene Ontology annotation, biological process: BMP signaling pathway; SMAD protein signal transduction. Gene Ontology annotation, cellular component: extracellular region. Gene Ontology annotation, molecular function: cytokine activity; growth factor activity. The record is from RefSeq and is a predicted model, not a curated record. NCBI's taxonomy places the organism in Eukaryota, Metazoa, Arthropoda, Insecta, Hymenoptera, Apidae. The transcript has 4 exons.